This is a messenger RNA of Triticum aestivum (bread wheat), 3129 nucleotides long. RefSeq names its product HSP-interacting protein. Bases 1 to 2808 code for a protein of 935 amino acids. The transcript is spliced from 3 exons. The record is from RefSeq and is a predicted model, not a curated record. NCBI's taxonomy places the organism in Eukaryota, Viridiplantae, Streptophyta, Magnoliopsida, Poales, Poaceae. Gene Ontology annotation, molecular function: protein binding.
AUGGAGGAGAUGCCAAACGAGAAGAAACAAAGUGAAUCUGGAUCAAUUAAUUGCGCACCUAGUUCAAGCAGCAGCCAGGGCAUUCCCAAUUCACUGGUGAAUAAAGAUGAAGACCUCGCUAUUGGGGUGGUAACAGAGUUAAAGAAGGAGGGGACGCCCAUUGAACAGAAGGAGGAAAGGGCGUCAACGGCUAUCGACUUGAAGGAGGAGGGUACAGCCACCCAACUGAAGGAGGAAGGGGCUUCCAAGGAGGAUGAGGCAGCUGUUGACUCCAAGGAAGAGGGGGCGAAAACCGAAUUGGAGGAAAAGAUGAUGUUAUCCCAGAAGAGAGACUAUGAGAAGGCUAUCGAACUUAAGGGAGAGGGGACAAAGCUAUUCCAGAAGCGGGAUUAUGAGGGGGCGGCCCUUGAGUUUGAUAAGGCAAUAAAGCUCUUGCCAAAGGGGCACGAUGAUAUCGCCUUCCUCCACUGCAAUAUUGCUGCAUGUUACAUGCACAUGAAACCUGAGAGUUAUGAACGAGCUGUUGACGAGUGCAAUGCAGCACUGGAAGCAUCGCUGAAGUAUACAAAUGCAUUGCUGAAAAGGGCACGAUGCUUUGAAGCAUUGGAUAGGCUGGAUCUGGCUUGUGAGGAUGUGCAGAAGGUGCUGAGCUUGGAACCAAACAAUGUCACUGCAUUGGAGCUCUACGAGAGCCUUAGGGAGGAGAUGGAGACAGAAAAUUUGUUGGAGAAUCAGGUUGUGUCACCGGUAGAGCCUAAGGCCGGUUUUUCAAAAGAGAAGAUCCAGAGGAAAGUAUCUCGCAGAUUUAGAAACAAUUCCAUAGUUGAGGAGGUGUGGUUGAUUCACGAUGAUGAUGAGCAAGAGAAUGAUGAAGAUGGCAACGAAGAAGAGUGCAGUGAAGAAAACCACAUGGAGAAUGAUUUAAGCAAUGAAGGAAAUGAUACCCGGGAGAUGCCAUCGAGGCAUAAUCAUGACGAGGAUAAAUGGAACACGGAACAGAACCAGGUGAAGCAUGGUCAGCACAAACUAGGAGCAGAUGAUGAAGGCCAACGACCGCAGCAUGCUCCGCGGGAUGUGGAACAAAUGCACCACAAAGAAACAGAGAGUCAAAAUAAGCAUGAAAAGCCCCUCAAAGAGAUAAAGGUGAGAAGUGGUCAGGAUCAGCAGGUAAUGCAUACAAAGCAGAAUCAAGUCGCCGAUAUGGAUGUGCGUCAAAAGCAAAUUGAGGAUGUACCAACCACUAGUCGUAGCAACCAAGAAAUUCACACUGAGAUGUAUGAAAGGUUUAUCAAUGGCAACCAAGCAAGACGCUCCUUACAGCGGCAUACUAGUCGUGGCGGGGACAAGCAGGAAAAGCAAACUUCAGUUAAACUAGCAAGUCCUGGGGGAGAUGAGCACCAAAAACAGAAACGCGCAUAUGCUGCUGAUGGAGAAACAAAGACUGUAAAGUUUGUUAUGGGAGAUGACAUAAGGAUUGCACUUGUUCCAGAAGACUGUAGUCUACGGCAAGCGAUAAACGUAGCUCGCUGCAAGUACAGUCCGCACCUGAAGGCAAUGCUUCUUAAGUUUCAGGACAUAGAGGGUGACUUGGUGACCAUUACAUCAACUGAGGAACUAAGGUGGGUUGAGGAUCUUAAGCAAGGACCCGCUCGACUGUACAUAAAAGAAGUAAGUCCUGAGCGCGAGAUCACCAAGGACAUCGUCAUGCCCAAUAUUUCUACGGCAACGCUGGAAAGAAAGCAUAGCAUCUCUGAGUGCGGAAGCGCUAGACACCCAGCAGAAGACAAGAGCUCAUCAUAUGCUGAUGACUGGAUGGUGCAGUUCGCUCGUUUAUUCAAGAACCAUGUUGGUUUUGAUUCUGAUGCAUUAGUGGAUCUCCGUGACCUCGGUACGCGGCUCUGCAUUGAGGCAAUGGAAGACACCAUCACAAGCGAAGAAGCCCAGGAGAUAUUUCAUGCGGCAGAGGCAAAAUUUCAGGAAAUGGCAGCUUUAGCAUUGUUUAACUGGGGCAACAUACACAUGUCUCGCGCAAAGAAACGACUAUUUUUAUCAGAGGAUGCUUCAAAGGACUCUGUACUUUCCCAGGUCAAAACCGCAUAUGAACUGGCAUGCGCUGAAUACGCCAAAGCUGGAAAGAAGUUUGAAGAUACUGUGGAUGUAAAGCCAGACUUUUAUGAAGGCCUUAUUGCGCUUGGAAAUCAACAGUUUGAGCAAGCAAAACUUUCUUGGCGUUAUGCAGAUGCUUGUAAGGUAGACAUGCGAACUGAAGUACUAGAGCUAUUCAAUCGUGCUGAGGAUAAUAUGGAAAAAGGAAUGGAGAUGUGGGAGGGAAUAGAAUACUUGCGACUAAAAGGGUUAUCUAAAUCAAAAAAGGAGAAAAUCCUACUGGAUAAGUUGGGAUUGGAUGGGCACCAAAAAGAUAUAACAGCAGAUGAGGCGUUUGAGCAAGCUUCAAAUAUGCGAUCACAGCUAAACAUUUCAUGGGCUACCAUUCUUUAUGAGCGAUCAGUAGUAGAAUUCCAGUUAGGUCUUGCUAGCUGGGAGGAGAGUCUCACCGAAGCAAUUGAGAAAUUUAAGACCGGUGGAGCUUCGCUGGCAGAUAUCAGUGUAAUGAUAAAGAACCAUUGUGCGAAUGAGAAAACUCAAGAAGGAUUGAGCUUCAAGAUUGAUGAGAUAGUUCAAGCAUGGAACGAAAUGUACGAUGCUAAAAAGUUGGAAAAUGGUAGUUCUUCUUUCCGUCUUGAACCUUUAUUUCGAAGACAGCCUUCGAAGCUGCAUAAUGUACUAGAGCACAUAAAGUACACAUGAGCUUGUAUUUAACAUAGGACUUGAUGCUGUCGACAUGGAUACGAAUGUUGAUACUAAUUGAAAAAGGCUGUUGACUGUUCCGAAUUGUCUAUAUUCAUGAACUGAAACAGAUGAUAUUUCCAAUUCAAGCUACAAGGGGUGUUCAGGAUACACUUUGCAAAGCUUACAAGAUAGUACUUAUUUCACAAGCUGCAGCUCUGUUUUACAGAUGCGAGAGACCCAACUUCGCAUUAUUAGAUACAUAGUUAAUCUCAACUGUUGUAGACAUAUAAGAGUUAAAGUUCAGUGUGAAAGUUUAUAGUUUUGGAAUGAUCGAAUGGU